AUGCUUCAGGACCGCCUCACAAAGCUUCCUGCAAUCCACGACUUGAGUCCACAACGUUUCCAGACCGUCUCCACAACAGAAACACCUGCUCACUUCCUUGCUCUUGAAGGCUACCUGGGGUUCGUAACACUUCACACCGUGUCGACGCCCUCCUACUGUCUUCACACCGUGUCGACGCCCUCCCACUGUCUUCACACCGUGUCGACGCCCUCCCACUGUCUUCACACCGUGUCGACGCCCUCCUACUGUCUUCACACCGUGUCGACGCCCUCCCACUGUCUUCACACCGUGUCGACGCCCUCCUACUGUCUUCACACCGUGUCGACGCCCUCCCACUGUCUUCACACUGUGUCGACGCCCUCCCACUGUCUUCACACUGUGUCGACGCCCUCCCACUGUCUUCACACUGUGUCGACGCCCUCCCACUGUCUUCACACUGUGUCGACGCCCUCCCACUGUCUUCACACUGUGUCGACGCCCUCCCACUGUCUUCACACUGUGUCGACGCCCUCCCACUCACCUCACACCGUGUCGACGCCCUCCCACUCACCUCACACCGUGUCGACGCCCUCCCACUCACCUCACACCGUGUCGACGCCCUCCCACUCACCUCACACCGUGUCGACGCCCUCCCACUCACCUCACACCGUGUCGACGCCCUCCCACUCACCUCACACCGUGUCGACGCCCUCCCACUCACCUCACACCGUGUCGACGCCCUCCCACUAUGUCAUGUCAUGA
Molecule: messenger RNA, 741 nt
Organism: Procambarus clarkii (red swamp crayfish)
Lineage: Eukaryota; Metazoa; Arthropoda; Malacostraca; Decapoda; Cambaridae
Source: RefSeq, a predicted model, not a curated record